Messenger RNA from Dryobates pubescens (Downy woodpecker), 1437 nucleotides. It is a transcript of the gene GBX1, whose product is annotated as gastrulation brain homeobox 1. Gene Ontology annotation, cellular component: nucleus. NCBI's taxonomy places the organism in Eukaryota, Metazoa, Chordata, Aves, Piciformes, Picidae. The record is from RefSeq and is a predicted model, not a curated record. Gene Ontology annotation, biological process: regulation of nervous system development; regulation of transcription by RNA polymerase II. Gene Ontology annotation, molecular function: RNA polymerase II transcription regulatory region sequence-specific DNA binding; DNA-binding transcription factor activity, RNA polymerase II-specific.
AUGGAUGAGAGCAGAGGGCGACACCCCCGCCCGCCUCCCCGCCCGGCCCUCCCCUCCCCGCCCGGCCCGGCCCGGCCCCCCCGCGGCGGGGCGGGCGGGCGGGCGGCUCCGAGCGCGGCUCCACUCCGCCGCGCCGAGCCAGCGAGCGGGCGGGCGGGCGGCAGCUCUCGCUGGGCGCCGAAGCCCACGGGAGGCGGCGGGCGUGGGCCGGGGCCACGGCGGGGCCCGCGAGUUGGCGGCGGCCCGAGCUCGCCGGAAAGUUGGUGCCGGCUGAGCCGGCGGCGCCUGCUCGCCAUGCAGAGACCCAGCGGCCAGGGGACCGCCUUCUCCAUCGACUCGCUCAUUGGGACGCCGCCACCACGCUCCGGGCACCUGCUUUACACCGGGUACCCCAUGUUCAUGCCGUACCGGCCGCUGGUGCUGCCGCAGGCGCUGUCCCACGCGCCGCUGCAGUCGGGGCUGCCGCCGCUGGCCCCGCUCGCCUCCUUCGCCGGCCGCCUCACCAACACCUUCUGCGCCAGUCUGGGCCAGGCCGUGCCCUCCAUGGUGGCCCUCACCACCGCCCUGCCCAGCUUCUCCGAGCCCCCCGACGGCUUCUACCCGCCGCAGGAGCUGCCCCCGCCGCGCGCCAACCCCGACGCCGGCUGCCGGCGAGGCACCGAGGGGCUGGAGCCGGAGGAGCUUCCUCCGGGGGGGCGCGACAAGGGGCCGCCCGAGCCGCCGCUGCACUUCCCGGACCCCUUCCCCGGCCUGGCAGACGGCAAGGCGUACAGCUCGGACGAGGAGAAGCUGGAGGUGAAGUCGUCGGCCACGCCGUGCAGCGAGCGGGAGGAGGAGAGCUCGGCAGGCGACAGCGAGGAGGAGCCUUUCCUGGACGGGGCGGCCGCCGCUGCGGGCUCCAAAGCCAAGGGCAAGGGCGGCCCCGCCGCCGAGCAGGCCCCACCGGGAUCCGGAGCCGGCAAGAGUCGCCGCCGCCGCACGGCCUUCACCAGCGAGCAGCUGCUGGAGCUAGAGAAGGAGUUCCACUGCAAGAAGUACCUGAGCCUGACCGAGCGCUCGCAGAUCGCGCACGCCCUGAAGCUGAGCGAGGUGCAGGUCAAGAUCUGGUUCCAGAAUCGCCGCGCCAAGUGGAAACGCAUCAAGGCGGGCAACGUCAGCAACCGCUCGGGAGAGCCCGUCCGCAACCCCAAGAUCGUGGUGCCCAUCCCGGUGCAUGUCAACCGCUUCGCCGUGCGCAGCCAGCACCAGCAAAUCGAGCAGGGCGCCCGGCCCUGAGCGCCGUCGGGGCUCUCGGACCCUGGGGCGGGGGGCCCGGGGCGGCUCUGGCCGCUCUCUCACACUCCUCUGUACAUGUCCCUUAUUUAUUCCAUGUAAACUCUGUACAUACGGCAGCGUGUCCGUCUGUCCGUGCCGCGGGGAGCGCGGGCCGCCUGGCCC